UCAUCCCCCUUAUAUAUAGAAUAUAGUGCAUACUUUUUCUUCAUUUUCUUAAUUCCCAUAGAAACAUUUGUAUCUUUGUCUCUCUAAAAAUGAAACUCUCUCUGCGUUUGGUCUCAACCAUUCUCCUCUCGUUCAUGCUACUCCUUGCCGCAGGAAUGAUUCCAGUGGAAGCCAGAACGUGUGAGUCACCAAGUACCAAGUUCCAAGGAGUGUGUCUCAAUGCAAAGAACUGUGCCGGUGUUUGCACUGGCGAAGGAUUCACAGGAGGUCAAUGCAGUAGUCUUAAGUGCUACUGCACGAAAACCUGCUAAAUUUAUAAAAUGUCACGAAAAUGUAAAAAUCAUUUAAUUUUUUGGUCUUUAAUCAUACUACUGAUACAAAGUUAGAUAUCAUAUGCUUGAAUAUAUAGUUUGUACGUACACUUAGUAACUUAUA
This is a messenger RNA of Brassica oleracea var. oleracea, 435 nucleotides long. RefSeq names its product defensin-like protein 10. The transcript is spliced from 2 exons. The coding region runs from base 90 to 311 and encodes 73 amino acids. Gene Ontology annotation, biological process: defense response. NCBI's taxonomy places the organism in Eukaryota, Viridiplantae, Streptophyta, Magnoliopsida, Brassicales, Brassicaceae. The record is from RefSeq and is a predicted model, not a curated record.